CAUGGAGAACCCAAAUCAAACCAAACUAAAACAUCGAAUCUCUCGUAUGUUCCGUUCCUCAUUCCGUUCAUGCAAAUCCGUUACCGACGUCAUUGAACGUCCGCCGGCGUCGGCGCCAUCAGCCGCUAACAAACCCCUGAUAGAGCUCUUCUCUCCAAAGAUCAAACCUUGUCGCCGGAAAAAAUGGUCGAAAGUUGUAGAAACCGUUGAUCAGAACUGUUCACUAGCGAAAGAUCGAAUCUUUCUCAACAAAAAAGUCUCAAAUCGCCGACCCAUCUCGCCCAUUUCACCGCCGGAGAUCAAACAGAGAAAGAGAAGACAAAGAAAUCAGAGAAAGAAAAGACCAUCAUCGUAUAUGAACUUGGACAAAUACUAUGAGUUCUUAAGCAGCGAAGAAGAUGAUGAUCACAGGGAAGAAGAAGAAGAAGAAGAGGACGGGAAGACGACACUCUUCUCUUCAAGAUCUCUGUCAUCUGAUUCAUCAGAGUCUUUUCAGAUGAUGAGAAGGAAAGGUGAUAAUAAAGUGAAGAACAGUUUGGUGGUGGUGAAGAAAUCGAAAGAUCCGUAUAAUGAUUUCAGAAACUCGAUGGUGGAGAUGAUAGUAGAGAAACAGAUAUUUGCUGGUAGGGAUUUGGAGAAUCUUCUGCAGACAUUUCUGUCUCUAAAUUCGAGUCAUCAUCAUAAAGUUAUCAUUGAGGUUUACACCGAGAUCUGGGAAACUCUGUUUUCCAACUGUUCUUGAUUAAUGGAGGAGAGAUUUUCUUAAUUUGAUUGUGGGU
Impatiens glandulifera is the source of this 779-nucleotide messenger RNA. Its product is annotated as transcription repressor OFP8. Gene Ontology annotation, biological process: negative regulation of DNA-templated transcription. Lineage: Eukaryota; Viridiplantae; Streptophyta; Magnoliopsida; Ericales; Balsaminaceae. The transcript has a single exon. The record is from RefSeq and is a predicted model, not a curated record. Bases 2 to 742 code for a protein of 246 amino acids.